AUGGAUGACCUGAACCACGAAGUCUUCACGUUUGGAAACCCCGUCGAGACUCGGCCAGUUGAGCGUGUCAUGACUGGCGUCGAACAAAUCGCCGCUCUGCAUGCUGGGAUCUGGGGUAUGUCUAUGGCUGACCACUCGUGGCUCACGCCUGCAACCCCAGAUUCAUCUCUGCUGCAUGGUGACCGUGAAACUGGUAACACAUACAUCGACGAAGUCGGCAAUCCGCGCUUCCUCGACUGGCAGACACUGCACAUUGGCUCGGCCUUCCACGGCUUCGCCUACUUCAUCGUCGGCGCUUUGUCCAUCGAAGACCGAAGAGCUUGUCGAGCCUCCCCCAGAUGCCGAGGAGACACAGUAGAGGAUGCCUAUUUCUAA
This is a messenger RNA of Ilyonectria robusta, 375 nucleotides long. RefSeq lists its product as uncharacterized. The record is from RefSeq and is a predicted model, not a curated record. The coding region runs from base 1 to 375 and encodes 124 amino acids. NCBI's taxonomy places the organism in Eukaryota, Fungi, Ascomycota, Sordariomycetes, Hypocreales, Nectriaceae. The transcript is spliced from 2 exons.